GGAGGCAAGACGGCGCAUCGUGUCUCUACCGAAGAGAGCCGCCUCCGGCGUUGGCAGAAAUCAGCUCUUCGAUGACAGCGAUCUUUCGGAUGCCAUCACCCUGGGCAGCCCCACCAGCCCCAUGUUCGCCAUCUCCGCGCCGGAGCCUUUCUUCGGUGGAGAACCACCUCCGCGGGAGGCGCCGGAGCCUUUCUUCGGAGGUGGUGGCUCUCCACCUCAAGAGGAGGCGGAGGUCUUCGAUGGCUUCGUGGAAGCGGAGGAGUCGCCGCAACAUGCGCGGCAGGCAGCUUCAAAGCAGGCUGCCAAGGCCUCACGAAGGGAGGAAACCUUCAGCCGUAUGGUGGCGGAGGCGAAGAGCAAGCCAGCGGUGCCCAAGAUCAAGCUGGCCAAGGCGAAGUCGGUGCCAGAUGCGAAGGCUCAGGGCCUCCGCGCCAGGCCCGGCUCCUUGUCGGACAGCAUCCGUGCCAAGGCGGCGCAGGCCAAGGCUCGAGCGGCCUCCUCGCCGGCCACGACUGGCUCGCCCGCGGCGAAGCCUAAGGUGUUGAAUGCCAAUGGCGGUGCUCUUCCAGACAAGGCUGUGAGCCCCAGAUCCAGAGGAGAAGCUCUGUGCCCAAGGCUGUGCCCAAGGUGAAGCCCCGGACACGGCCCAAGUCCCUGGAGGUCCCUGAGCAGAGCCCUUCACCCACCAGGUCCAGGCCAAUUUCCACGCGCUCGCCCAGCUUCCCCCGCGAGCCCAGCGACGGUCCGGCGCGGAGGGCCGAGUCCGAGUCCGAGUCCCCGGCGAGGGCGAAAGGCGCGAGCCCCGCAGCCAGCCCCAGGGCGAAGACUCCAAGUCCCAGGAGGCCCACAGUCCCAGCCCCAGGGCAAAGAGCGAUACGAGCCCAAGUCCGACCAGGACACUGGCCAGCCCUCGAGUGACCUCCAGG
This is a messenger RNA of Effrenium voratum, 926 nucleotides long. The record is from the annotation of a GenBank genome assembly. Lineage: Eukaryota; Dinophyceae; Suessiales; Symbiodiniaceae.